GGAGGGAGGGAGGGAGGGAGGAGAGAAAGAAAGAAAAAAAAUGUCGCUGUCAAAAGGAGGUAAGAAAAAGAACCCGGGGCUGAAGCUGUCAAAGGAGGUCUUCGAGCCCCAGGCCAGCCCAACGGCGCCAAGAGACUUGGAUUCCAAGGCUUGCAUCUCAGUGGGCGAAAAGAAUUUUGAAGUGAAGGCUGAUGACCUGGAGCUGCUGUCGGAGUUGGGCCGCGGGGCCUACGGGGUGGUGGAGAAGAUGCGUCACACGCCCAGCGGCACCAUCAUGGCGGUCAAGAGAAUCCGGGCCACAGUGAACAGCCAAGAGCAGAAGCGGCUGCUGAUGGACCUGGACAUCUCCAUGAGGACGGUCGAUUGUCACUUCACAGUCACUUUCUACGGGGCUCUGUUCCGCGAGGGCGAUGUGUGGAUCUGCAUGGAGCUGAUGGAUACCUCGCUGGACAAGUUCUACAAGCAGGUGAUCGACAAAGGGAUGAACAUCCCCGAAGACAUCCUGGGCAAAAUCGCUGUCUCCAUAGUCAAGGCCUUGGAACAUCUGCACAGUAAACUGUCUGUGAUCCACAGAGACGUGAAACUCAACGUGUUGAUAAACACGCAAGGUCAGGUUAAGAUGUGUGACUUCGGGAUCAGCGGCUACCUGGUGGAUUCCGUGGCCAAGACGAUGGACGCUGGGUGCAAACCCUACAUGGCUCCCGAGAGGAUUAACCCCGAGGUGAACCAGAAGGGUUACAGCGUCAAGUCGGACAUCUGGAGUCUCGGGAUCACCAUGAACGAGCUGGCCAUCUUGCGGUUCCCGUACGACUCGUGGGGGACGCCUUUCCAGCAGCUCAAGCAGGUGGUGGAGGAGCCCUCCCCCCAGCUUCCCGGAGACUUCUCCAAAGAGUUCGUGGACUUCAGCGCUCAGUGCCUGAAGAAGAAUUCCAAAGAUAGACCAACGUACUCAGAACUUAUGCAACAUCCCUUCUUCACGCUACACGAGUGCAAAGAAACUGACGUGGCGUCUUUCGUGAAGCUUAUCCUGGACUGACGGGUUUCCCCCCCGGGUCCAGCCCCGGGCAAAUCCCGCAACGUCCUGCUUUGGAAUGAAAUCGGCGGGGAAUUCUCUGCACUCGAUCGACCCGGAGCCAGGCGAGGGCUCAGCCAGCUGAACCCGUCACACUGGCAGGAAACGGACGGUGAAGUGGGGUGGGUGGGGGGGUGUUGGGGUAGAGGGAGGGAGGGAGAUUCAUUAGGUUUUUUUUUUGUGUCGUUGAAAGCAAACCCCAGACUCUCGUUUCUCUCCCUACCUCCAGGAGACACGCUCUCCCCGAUGUUUCUCUCGGACUCUCCUGACCGGGCUCGUUUUAUUAAAAAGAACACGCGCGCACACACACACACACACGCGCACACAUACACGCACACGCACACAUACACGCGAAGAGGCAGGACUAAUUAUCGGUUUUAAUUUAUCUCUUUAACGAUUUUCUUUCUGGUCGCCACGUGCUCAUUUUUUAAAAAAAAAAAUCUUCUGGGAAAGGGCUGUGGCUACACUACAGGGAACGGGGCUGAGGAUUUUGUCACUUUAAAGGAUCGUUUUUAUUCAGUGUCUGCGCGCGUGAGUCCGUGUUCAUCUCUGCACAUGGCUCGGUGCGCGUGUCUGCGUGUGUGUGUGUGCGUGUAUCAGGUACACACUAAAUGUCCUUUGAGCACCACAGUAAUCCCCAGUGUGGUGAAGGGAAAAGAUUACUUACCCCCCCCCCCCCCCCCCCACCUCUCUCUCUACGCGCUGACACUCAGCUCCACUUUUACGGCCAGCCUCCAUGCUCUUCUCCCCGACACCCCCACCCCGGCCCUUUGGGGGUUUAGAUGUGUCACCUCUUUCCAUCUUCCCACGUUUGAGUGCUCGGCAGUGAUGCGGAGGUCAGCAACUUACCGGUUGAGCCCCGAGGGGAGAGCGGAUCGCUGCCCAAAGCGACUGUUUGAAUCGGAUCGUGUAGCGUUUGUCAAGCGGAAGCUGGACCUUCGCGUGAAGGGAGAGGCGGAGGACGGGAGGAAGGGAGGGAGUAAGGUGCGGGUGAAGACACACGAGGACAAAUAACACCAGCGCAGACCGGUCGGGUUGAGUGGCCUGUUUUCCGCGCUGUAAAACCUUUGUAAAUUCUCGUGCGUACCUGUGACCCGUGCGCAUGCUUUGUGUGCGUCCGGGCAUCCGUGCGUGAGAUUGGCAUUUGCCCACAGCCUGACCCUCCCUCCACUCUCUGCUCUUCUCCGACCCACCUCCCACCC
Molecule: messenger RNA, 2274 nt
Organism: Callorhinchus milii (elephant shark)
Lineage: Eukaryota; Metazoa; Chordata; Chondrichthyes; Chimaeriformes; Callorhinchidae
Product: dual specificity mitogen-activated protein kinase kinase 6
Biological process (GO): MAPK cascade; protein phosphorylation
Molecular function (GO): ATP binding; MAP kinase kinase activity
Source: RefSeq, a predicted model, not a curated record